Molecule: messenger RNA, 1053 nt
Organism: Entrophospora candida
Lineage: Eukaryota; Fungi; Glomeromycota; Glomeromycetes; Entrophosporales; Entrophosporaceae
Source: the annotation of a GenBank genome assembly
AUGAAUCCAUCCAAAAUCGGCUAUUAUUUUCAUCACUUUCCUAUUACAAAAACCUUGGUAAAUAGUAGUAAUAAACGUGAAGCUGAAAAUAAAGAAAACGCAAAGCCAUGUUCUACUAGUAAUAGUAGUAGUAAUAUUACAUCAAUUAAUUUUUCCACUAGAAAAAACGAAGAUGAUAGAAAAGAUUUAACAAUCGAAGGAUCACAUUCAUCUCUUACAUCAUCUUCUGAACCUUUGUCUUCUACUCCGAACGUUAGUGAUUACGGAUUAAAGAUUUGGACAUUAAAAAAUUUUGAUAUUGGAUGUGGACUUGGUAAAGGACAUUAUGGACGUGUUUAUCUUGCAAGAGAGAAAACAAGCGGAUAUAUUGUUGCAUUGAAAGUGGUGUCUAUAUCGGAAAUUAUCAAAGCUAAAGCUGAAAAACAAUUAAGAAGAGAGAUUGAAAUACAAAGUAAUCUAAGACACCCAAAUGUUAUACGUCUAUAUGGACAUUUCUAUGAUGAAACACAUGUAUUUCUGAUUCUUGAAUACGCAGCUGAAGGUGAACUUUAUAAGCAUUUAAAAAAGUGUACCAAAUUUACUGAAAAACGGGCGUCAAGGUAUAUUGCUCAGAUCGCAAGCGCUUUAGUUUAUCUUCAUCAAAAGCAUAUUAUACAUCGCGAUAUCAAGCCUGAAAAUCUUUUGUUGGAUUUUAAUGAUGAACUUAAAAUAGCCGAUUUUGGUUUACGCACAACAUUCUGUGGUACAUUGGAUUACCUUCCACCAGAAAUGAUCGAGUGUCGAGCACAUAAUUCAAAAAUUGAUUUGUGGUCUCUUGGAGUCUUGUGUUAUGAAUUAUUGUCUGGCGCUGCACCAUUUGUGGAAGAGGAUUAUUCUGCUACGUAUAAAAGAAUUAGAAAAGUUGAUUUUAAAAUGCCUCAACACAUUUCGGAAAAUGCUAAGCACUUGAUCAGAUCGCUUCUUCAAAAAAAUCCUGAUAAACGAUUACCUUUGGAAGAAGUCUUGAAGCACCCUUGGAUCUUAAAGCAUAAGAAACCAACCUGUUUCCAAUAA